UUCCGGAAAAAUCCGGAAAUCUCAAAAUACCCGAAUUUGGGACCCGACUUUUUAAAAAACUCAGCCGGAUCCGGUCCGGCACCAACCUACACUUCAGUCUUCAAAAAUAUCUUUUGUCUGUUUCACCCUUUUUUUGUUGUUUUAACUUUCAAUUUAUUUUAGAUAUGGAUUCAAUAAAAGACUUUCCCAACUUAGAAACAGCCUCCAAAAAAUUACUGCGUUCAUUAGAAACAGCAAAUUACCUCUACACUCAUUUAAAUAAAUUGGAUCAAGCAAAGAAUGCAGCAAGUAAAGACGAUGCUCCCAAAACGGCUGAAAACAAAGAAAAAGAGGCUAAAGCUGAAGAAGGGACAAGAUCGGAGGACUCCAAUUUUUCAAUCCAAAAUUCUCCAAAUUUUGAAAAACAAGUAAAAAUGGUGGAUGAAUUACGCUCACUUUGGGGGCAAUUAAGUGAUUGUUUAACUCAAUUAGAGAAAAUGCCAGACUCACAUCAUGCUAUUCUUGCUCUUCAAAAUGCCGCGGAGGCGUUCUUUCUCUGUUAUUCAAUGUUCUUUCCUCAAUCACCAAAAUCAACUUCUACAAAAGAACAAACUACAACAACUUCUACUGUUGAUAAUUUACAAAGUUUAACUCAACCACAAUCUACUUCAGUUAAUUCGCCUGAUUCACAACCGUCAUCGACAGUAAAUUUAAAUGAUGCUAAUUCUUAUCAAAAGGAAAUGUUUGCGUUUGCAGGUUUUUUUUAUUUACAGAAAAUUUUUUUCGAUAUUUUUGAUGUUGCGUGA
Molecule: messenger RNA, 785 nt
Organism: Meloidogyne enterolobii
Lineage: Eukaryota; Metazoa; Nematoda; Chromadorea; Rhabditida; Meloidogynidae
Source: the annotation of a GenBank genome assembly